AUGAUAGACCUUGUGCCCAUUGCACUAGCUCUCUUCCUAGGACUAGCUUUGUUUUUUCGUCUUCUACACUUCUUCUUUGCUGAAAAAGGGCCUACACCUACAGACUUGCCUAAAGGAAGCAUGGGGUGGCCAUUUUUGGGUGAGACUCUGGGCUUUCUCAAACCUCAUAAAUCAAACUCUCUGGGAAGCUUCUUACAAGAACAUUGCUCCAGAUAUGGAAGCGUGUUUAGAUCACAUCUGUUUGGUUCUCCAACCAUAGUUUCCUGUGAUCCAGAGCUCAAUACAUUCAUUCUUCAGAAUGAACAGAAGCUAUUCCAGAGCAGUUAUCCAAAGCCUGUGCGUGAUAUUCUUGGAAAGCUUUCUAUGAUGCUUGUGUCCGGAGACCUUCAUAAGAAAUUAAGAAGCAUUGCAGUGAGCUUCAUCAAUACGACUAAGUCAACGCCUGACUACCUUCUUUACGUAGAGAAGUACUCAAUCUCAGCAAUGGAGUCGUGGAAAGGCCGUCAACAAGUUUCUUUCUUGAAAGAAGCUAAAGAGUUUACAUUGUAUCUCAUGUUGAAGACUUGGCUGGAUAUAGAACCAGAAGAUCCACCAGCUUUGAAAAUAUUAGAAGACUUCCUUACCUUCAUGAAAGGGUUUGUGUCACUCCCUCUAAAUGUUCCAGGGACCCCUUAUGCCAAGGCUGUCAAGGCAAGAGCAAGGAUCGCAUCCACUUUAAGAGAAAUUCUUAAAGAAAGAGAAAAGAGCAAAGUGGGGUCUUCCAAAAGUGGCGUUUUAGACGAGAUUUUGCAGAAAGGGAACUUAAGUGAUGAAGAGAGAGUGAGUGUUGUUAUGGACCUAGUGCUAGCAGGUUAUGAGACAACCUCAGGACUUCUGUCCCUAGUCGUCUACUUUCUUGGACAAUCACCGUAUGUUCAUCAAAAACUAAAGGAAGAGCACCUAGCUCUGAGGAGAAGAAAGGGAGAAGGAGAACCCUUGAACUGGGAAGAUUACAAGCAAAUGGAAUUCACUUCCAAUGUUAUAUGUGAAUCUCUAAGAUGUGGAAACCUAGUUAAAUUUUUGCACAGGAAAGCUCUUCAAGAUGUCAAAUUCAAAGAUUAUCUGAUUCCUGCAGGGUGGCAAGUUCUUCCUGUCUUCACUGCAUCGCAUCUUGAUCCAUCUAUUCAUGAAAAUCCCUCGGAGUUUAACCCUUGGAGAUGGACCGAUCCAGCAAUGAACAGAAAGGUGACACCUUUUGGUGGUGGAUUACGGCUGUGUCCUGGUGUGGAACUAGCUAAAGUGGAGACUGCCUUUUUCCUUCAUCAUUUUGUCCUUAACUAUAGGUGGAAAACAAAAGAUGAUGAUUUCCCGGUAUCAUACCCUUAUGUGGACUUCAAAAGAGGUUUGGUGUUGGAGAUAGAGCCAAUAAAGAAUAGAAUGUCUUGA
Messenger RNA from Ilex paraguariensis (yerba mate), 1425 nucleotides. NCBI's taxonomy places the organism in Eukaryota, Viridiplantae, Streptophyta, Magnoliopsida, Aquifoliales, Aquifoliaceae. The record is from the annotation of a GenBank genome assembly.